This is a messenger RNA of Drosophila elegans, 829 nucleotides long. RefSeq names its product calcium and integrin-binding protein 1-like. The transcript has 3 exons. Lineage: Eukaryota; Metazoa; Arthropoda; Insecta; Diptera; Drosophilidae. The coding region runs from base 135 to 827 and encodes 230 amino acids. The record is from RefSeq and is a predicted model, not a curated record. Gene Ontology annotation, molecular function: calcium ion binding.
AUUCAAUCAUAACAAACAGAAGCACAAAACUUUAAUACACGUCAAAGCAACAUACUCUGUACAAACCCUAGACUAUCAGAUAGCCAAACUUAAAAGUACUUGAAAAUUCUGUACAUAAAACACCUGUAUAAGCCAUGGAAAAUCUAGACUCCACGAUCGACAGUAUGGAAAACAGUCGGUUCGCCGCUCUCUAUAGCGGGUUGAUCAAGGAGAUAGCCGCAACUUCGAAAAUGUCUACAUUGGACAUCACUUGUUUGCUCUGUGUUUACUACAAGUUCGUUAAGUUCAACGGGCCUACAGCCAAGCAAAUGAGAAAGAGUCAGUUCUUCCAGAUCUACCUGGUGCUGUUCAAUGUGUCCAAUGUCCAGGUCAUCGAACGGACACUUCUGGCCAUCACGAAGGACACGCGGUUCGUGAGUCCACAUGCCUGGAUUGAGCUCUUCAGCCUCUACACAACCGAUGACCUUAAUGUUCGCAUGCGCUUCGCUUUCGACGUCUACGACACGAAAGGCACCGGAGUUAUCGAUCGCGAGCAGGUGGGCGUGGCUUGCGAGAGAUUUUUCAGUGAAGGCGAAGACGAGGAUGAACUUAUUGAACUCAGGCAGGACAUGACUGAGUUUAUAAUGAAGAAAUUUGAUGUGGACAAAGAUGGAGUAAUUUCUUUUGAAGACUACACUUCCGUUGUGUCUCAGCAGCCCAUUUUGGUUGAAUUCCUAGGCUGGCUAUUUCCGUCAAACGAGGAGAAGGAUUUAAUGGCCCAUGUCAUAAAUCUUGACUCGCUACUUAAUUAUUCCAGCCCGGAAAAAAAUAAACAUUUAUUACUUUAAUA